This is a messenger RNA of Ochotona princeps (American pika), 942 nucleotides long. Its product is annotated as olfactory receptor 10R2-like. The coding region runs from base 1 to 942 and encodes 313 amino acids. Gene Ontology annotation, cellular component: membrane. The record is from RefSeq and is a predicted model, not a curated record. Gene Ontology annotation, molecular function: G protein-coupled receptor activity; olfactory receptor activity. The transcript has a single exon. Gene Ontology annotation, biological process: G protein-coupled receptor signaling pathway. NCBI's taxonomy places the organism in Eukaryota, Metazoa, Chordata, Mammalia, Lagomorpha, Ochotonidae.
AUGGCCAAUUCCUCCUCCGUCACUGAGUUCCUCCUGCUGGGUUUUUCGAGCCUUGGGGAUGUGCAGCUUGUCCUCUUUGUGAUCUUCCUCUGCCUCUAUCUGAUCAUCUUGAGUGGGAACGUCACCAUCAUCUCAGUCAUCCGCUUAGAUCACAGCCUCCACACCCCCACGUACUUCUUCCUAGGAGUCCUCUCUACCUCUGAUAUCUUCUACACACUGGUUAUAUUGCCCAAGAUGCUCAUCAACCUGUUUUCUGUCCUCAGGACGCUCUCCUUUGUAAACUGCGCCACUCAGAUGUUCUUUUUUCUCGGUUUUGCUGUCACCAAUUGCUUGCUGCUGGGAGUGAUGGGCUAUGACCGAUACGCUGCCAUCUGCCAGCCUUUGCGCUACCCCAUUCUCAUGAGCUGGAGAGUGUGUGGACAACUGACAGGAACUUGUGCUGCGAGUGGUUUCCUCAUUUCCCUGGUGGGAACAACUUUGGUCUUUAGCCUCCCUUUUUGUAGUACUAACGAGAUCAACCACUACUUUUGUGAUAUUUCACCAGUCAUACGUCUUGCCUGUGCUGAAACCUACAUCCGUGAACUGGUCAUCUUCACUUGUGGGGUUUUGGUGCUUGUUGUUUCGUUCAUAUUUAUCUGCAUCUCUUAUGGUUUCAUUGUCCGCACCAUCCUGAAGAUGCCAUCAGCUGAAGGCAGGCGGAAAGCCUUCUCCACCUGUGCCUCCCACCUCAUUGUGGUCAUUGUCCAUUAUGGCUGUGCCUCCUUUGUCUACCUCCGGCCCUCAGCCAAAUAUAUCUCAGGGAAAGACAGGCUGGUGACAGUGACCUACACCAUCAUUACUCCACUCUUGAACCCCAUGGUGUAUAGUCUCAGGAACAGAGAUGUGCAGGUAGCUAUUAAAAAAGUAAUUGGGAAGACUGUUUUUUCUUUGAAGAAUUUGUAA